Messenger RNA from Amphimedon queenslandica, 1950 nucleotides. RefSeq lists its product as uncharacterized. The annotation marks the transcript as partial. Lineage: Eukaryota; Metazoa; Porifera; Demospongiae; Haplosclerida; Niphatidae. The record is from RefSeq and is a predicted model, not a curated record. The transcript has 10 exons. Gene Ontology annotation, molecular function: ubiquitin-protein transferase activity; ATP hydrolysis activity.
UUGGAAAAUUGUUCAAGUCUCAAAACUACAGUUACAAAUGAGCAUCACAACAGAAGACUCUCUGUUUAUUUAGUGGAGUAUUCCUCUUCUCUUUUUCAACAUAUACCAUGGAUAUCACAAUCAAACAUUGCAAUUAUUGGUAAUCUUCCCAAUUUUGAUUCAAUGAUUGAUCAAGUACAAAGUGAUAACAUUGGAAAAAUCUUUAAAAACUUUGAAGUUGUUUACGGACAACAUGGUAGUGGGAAGAGUCAUUACAUCAGGGACUGCAUUAAAAAACAUAGAGAAAACCACUCUACUGGAACAAAUUUUGCUAGUUAUGUGAAGAUAUUGAGCAUUAACGAGACAUUUAACAAGAUGCGAUUUGUUAGAAGAUUUAGAAAUGACUCCUUGAACACAUUUGAUGUGUUAAUUUACUUGAAUAUUAAUUUGGUUUGGCCACAGAGCAAAGAUUAUCAAGCACUGUUUGAUGAGCUAGUGGAUGAGAUUAAUUGGUUCUUUUUUGACUAUUUUAUUCUUCAUUAUGUUGAAGUCAUGGAGUACAUGUCCAGAGAUGGUUCAGCCUGCACUUCACCCGAAUGUUUAUCACUAGUCCUUCCUGAAGGGACAUCAAUAUCAGUUUAUGUUGAAGCACCAUUCUGGGAUAUUCCUCUUAUACAAGAAGUUAUGGAUCGCAGAGUAUCCAUUGAAGCUUCUAAUGAUUUUUCUAAUAAAUCAUUAAGCACCUAUUCUCGUAAUGAUUCUGUGACUUCAGUGGAUGAGGAAUCGCUCAAAAGAUCAUUAAAAAAAUUUGAUGAGAUUUUUCCUGUUUUUGCUCUCCUUGGCAAGAAAACACAACCUCCAUCACUUUACGAUGUUAGCAGCAGUGGAGUCCAGUUAGUCUGUAAGUAUCUCAAGGGAUAUCAUGACAAGAACUUGGAUCAUCUUAUGAAACGUGAUAACAAAAUAAUUAAGAUUGAUAAAAUUAUUAGUGAAACAAUGGCAGAAAUUGUUUGUGGCAUUCUUUAUGGUAGACUAAGGGAAACUUUUUAUAAAAUUAACAUUCAUUCAGCUAUGACUGCAAAAGAAGUUGAGAAUUUCUUCCGUGAUGUUCAAAAGCAUGCUGAGUCAUUGAACUCUUACUAUGAAAAUUUUAUUCAGCAUUCUCCUGAAUUAAAGACACUUUAUCAGAAGCCAAUCUUAACAGUAUUUUUAGAUGAAAUUAACACUUCAUGUUGCCCUGGUUUUAUGAAAGAGAUUAUCAUUGAUGGCACAAUUGAUGGAAGAUCUAUUUCUACUUCUGGAAAUAUCUUCAUAGUUGCUGCCUGUAAUCCUCAUCGGGCCAAUAGUUUAGCAGUAGUAACCAAAUCAGCUCAAAAAGAAAAGAAGGGCUGGUUUAAUCCUACGUAUUACGUUCAGAACCUUCCACCAACACUCAAGCUUAUAAUGUGGGAUUACGGCCAAUUGCAAAAGGGAGAUGAAAAGGAAUACAUUAAGCAAAAGUUUCGUCUUGAAUACGAAGACAUGCCUCAGCUUGAAUACUCCUUCCUUGCUGAGCAAAUAGCUAAAGCACAGGACCUUAUCCGAGCUUUUGCCUGUGAAAACCUUAUCCUAGAGGGUGUAAAUGAAGAAGAUGCUAAACUUUUUGCUCAGAGCACAGUCAGUCAAAGAGACAUUAAAAGAGUUUUUCAGUUGUACUCUUAUCUCAAGAAAUGGUUCACAUGUGACACAAAAUAUGGACAUGAGUCUGAAUUUAGGAUUUCUGUUCGUGCAGUUUUUAUAUCAUUGGCACUAGUGUAUUAUUUUCGUUUGAGUGACGAAAUUAUAAAGUCUCAAAAAGCAGUCCAACCUGGAGGAGAAGAAAAGAAAAGUUUUCGGAAGCGUUUUAAACAGAUCAUGCAUGAAAAACGUACCAUUGGAGAGUGUGGCAUUCCUGUAACUUUUAAUGAAGCAUUGUCUAAUGAGCUGACUUGG